Messenger RNA from Phodopus roborovskii (desert hamster), 2679 nucleotides. It is a transcript of the gene Klhl14, whose product is annotated as kelch like family member 14. The transcript has 8 exons. Gene Ontology annotation, molecular function: protein binding. The record is from RefSeq and is a predicted model, not a curated record. The coding region runs from base 164 to 2053 and encodes 629 amino acids. Lineage: Eukaryota; Metazoa; Chordata; Mammalia; Rodentia; Cricetidae.
AGCCGAGCAGGGCCUUGAUUGUUGUUCCUCUCUCCCCUCCACACCCUUCCCCACCCCGGCCACACCCCACACCCCUACACCACCCUGCUCCCCCUCCCAUCCCCCACCCCUGUCUGCCAGGUUGGAGGAGGGUUUAAAGCCAGGUGCGCGGAGUCAGCUCGCCAUGUCCAGAUCCGGGGACAGGACCUCCACCUUCGACCCCAGCCACAGUGACAACCUGCUGCACGGCCUCAACCUGCUGUGGAGGAAGCAGCUGUUUUGCGACGUGACCCUGACGGCCCAGGGCCAACAGUUCCACUGCCACAAGGCCGUGCUGGCCUCCUGCUCGCAGUACUUCCGAUCACUCUUCUCCAGCCACCCCCCUCUCGGGGGAGGGGUCGGCGGCCAGGACGGCCUGGGGGCCCCCAAGGACCAGCAGCAGCAGCCGCCGCAGCAGCAGCCUCCACAGCAGCAGCAGCAGCCACCACAGGAGGAGCCCGGGACUCCUUCCUCCUCCCCCGACGACAAGCUGCUGACCAGUCCCCGAGCCAUCAACAACCUAGUGCUGCAGGGCUGCUCGUCCAUAGGGCUGCGCCUGGUGCUUGAAUACCUCUACACAGCCAACGUGACCCUCUCCCUGGACACCGUGGAGGAGGUGCUGUCGGUCAGCAAGAUUCUGCACAUCCCUCAGGUUACCAAGCUCUGCGUUCAGUUCCUCAACGACCAGAUCUCGGUGCAGAACUACAAGCAGGUGUGCAAGAUCGCCGCACUGCACGGCCUGGAGGAGACCAAGAAGCUGGCCAACAAGUACCUGGUGGAGGAUGUGCUGUUGCUUAACUUCGAGGAGAUGCGUGCCCUGCUGGACUCGUUGCCGCCCCCCGUGGAGUCGGAGCUGGCACUUUUCCAGAUGUCCGUGCUGUGGCUGGAGCACGACCGUGAGACCCGCAUGCAGUAUGCGCCCGACCUCAUGAAGCGCCUCCGUUUCGCGCUCAUCCCCGCCCCGGAGCUGGUGGAGCGGGUCCAGUCCGUGGAUUUCAUGCGCACCGACCCGGUCUGCCAGAAGCUGCUGCUGGACGCCAUGAAUUACCACCUGAUGCCCUUCAGGCAGCACUGCAGGCAGAGCCUGGCCAGCAGAAUUCGCUCUAACAAGAAAAUGCUGCUGUUGGUUGGAGGGUUGCCUCCCGGACCGGACCGGCUCCCCAGCAAUUUGGUUCAGUAUUAUGAUGACGAAAAGAAGACAUGGAAAAUACUCACAAUUAUGCCUUACAACAGUGCCCACCACUGCGUUGUAGAGGUAGAAAACUUCCUGUUCGUGUUGGGUGGAGAGGACCAAUGGAAUCCAAAUGGAAAACACAGCACAAAUUUUGUCAGCCGGUAUGAUCCCCGUUUUAAUAGUUGGAUCCAACUCCCACCCAUGCAGGAAAGAAGAGCCAGUUUCUACGCAUGCCGCUUGGACAAGCAUUUAUACGUGAUUGGCGGGAGGAAUGAAACCGGCUACCUGUCCAGUGUGGAGUGCUACAACCUGGACACAAACGAGUGGCGAUACGUGUCCUCUUUGCCUCAGCCUCUGGCAGCCCAUGCAGGAGCAGUGCACAAUGGAAAAAUAUAUAUUUCAGGGGGUGUGCACAACGGAGAGUAUGUGCCAUGGUUGUAUUGCUAUGACCCUGUCAUGGAUGUCUGGGCCCGAAAACAAGACAUGAACACAAAACGUGCCAUCCACACUUUGGCUGUGAUGAAUGAUCGCUUAUAUGCAAUCGGAGGGAAUCAUUUGAAAGGUUUCUCCCAUCUUGAUGUCAUGCUUGUGGAAUGCUAUGACCCAAAAGGUGACCAGUGGAAUAUUCUCCAAACCCCCAUCCUGGAGGGUCGAAGUGGCCCUGGCUGUGCGGUGCUCGAUGACAGCAUUUAUCUGGUGGGAGGCUACAGCUGGAGUAUGGGUGCCUACAAGUCCUCUACAAUCUGCUAUUGUCCAGAAAAGGGAACGUGGACUGAACUGGAAGGCGAUGUGGCUGAACCCCUGGCAGGCCCAGCCUGUGCAACAGUCAUCCUACCAGCCUGUGUACCCUACAAUAAAUAACAGCAGGAUACCCUGGCACAAUGUCAGAUCUAGGAUGCAGUGACAGGGGACGCUGCUGUCCUGCAUGAACCAUGCAUUCCAGUGGUACAACUGCCAAAAGCCACCUUUGCGUUCUGACUUAUAAGUAACUCCAGAGGAGAGAGACCUGUUCUUGAGCAGAGACUGUCAUCUGCAGCUCAGGUCACACUCAACUUACUGUGGUGACAGAAUCUUCCAUAUCAAACUGGUUUCAACUUGUUCUACCUUUAUACAAACUCACAUGGAGCUGAACUUUCAGAGAGAGAAGGUAAACCAUAGAAAACUGGCCCCAGAGACUUGAGAUCAGUAUUGUGCAUUGUGUCCUAACUGCAUGUGAUAGACGUUGACAUUUGGAGGCUAUUUUGUAUAGGAAUGAUUCCAAAUCUGACCCACCAGAAUGAUUACCCUGCAUUCCAGAAAUUGCCUCUUGAUUCUGUAUGUGUAGCGCUUGGCUUCUUCACCAACUCCAUAGGUAACACAGUAACCAAAACCCACAGGAGAUGGAAGAUGGGCAUCUUUGUUUCUACACCAUCAUAGUUUGUAUUCCUUCCAGCUCCCCGGAGAUGAGAGGAAAGAAAGUUGUCUCUUGGGCAGCUGGUUCUCUGCCA